AUUUUUGUUUGUAAGUGACAAAAAAGCAUCUAUAGAAGAAUGUAAACGCUUUGAAGAUACGUUUGAGAGCUUGAAUAUUAUCUAACAUAUAUAAGCGUUUAGAAAAAGGUCAAAUAUUAAAAUUAAGCACUCGUGUGCGGCAGGAAUGGAGCAGGAGGCCGAGGCUGUCGAAGCCGCUGAGGCUCUGGUCCUCUCAUCAGGUUGUUCCGAGGCAAUGCAAGCUGAGCUGCUGGACGAGUGCGAAGAACACUUUGAGAUUUUACAACAGCUUCAGAAUCGGAUCAUCUCAGCAGAUGAAGGGUCUGGUGAUGGAGAGUCAAAUGAGGCAAUGAAUCGUUUGAAUGCCAUCAUGACUGAGCUGGAACAGUGGCAAGAUAUGGAACCCAAAUUACUGUCAACAAACCCUGAAAUUUUACUGGCAAUUGGGAAAGAAGAGCUGCAACGACUCAACAGUCAGCUGAAGAUGGUCCUUUCCUGCUCACAAGCAAAGCGAGAUGCCCUGAAAGACCUUUUGCAAAGAGAGCAGGCAUGGCUUGAAGAGAAGAAGGAGGUACUAAAUGCAGUGACUGAACGAGUCGUAACGUUGCGUGAGGAAAAUGAGAACCUGUCAGAACACAGUAUUCUUCAGGACAUGAAGAGAAAAAUCACCAAGGUGAAGGAUUUUCACGGCACCCUCAUGGAGACGCUGAGCGACAUGUUAGCCGAGCAUUUUCCUCUCCCUGAUCAACAAGCACUUGGCACCAAGAAAAAGAAGGGUGCUGUUCCAGAUUAUGGAGCAAAUCUUAUUUCACUAAGUGAAAUCCUUGAGCAAUUAACAAACAAAACCCUGGAAACUCCUCACGAGCCCUACGUUACCAUUGAUGACUCCUUCUGGCCACCAUACCUAGAAAUGCUUCUUCGUAACGGAAUUGCAAUCAGACACCCAGAGGACUGCAAUAAAAUCCGUCUGGAAAGUUUUCAGUAAUUUGUUUCACUAAUGAGGUUUAAUUAGACGACCCAUCAUGAGAUAUAUAUGUACAGUCUUUUAUGCUCUUCUCCUUGUUUUAUUGUGUAUUUAGUAUGUAAUUUGGUAAAUAAAAUGGCUGAAAAUAUUA
Molecule: messenger RNA, 1094 nt
Organism: Ictalurus punctatus (channel catfish)
Lineage: Eukaryota; Metazoa; Chordata; Actinopteri; Siluriformes; Ictaluridae
Gene: cenpk
Product: centromere protein K
Exons: 10
Coding region: 146-964 (272 amino acids)
Biological process (GO): kinetochore assembly; mitotic sister chromatid segregation
Cellular component (GO): nucleus
Source: RefSeq, a predicted model, not a curated record